This is a messenger RNA of Solanum stenotomum, 511 nucleotides long. RefSeq lists its product as uncharacterized. The transcript has 5 exons. NCBI's taxonomy places the organism in Eukaryota, Viridiplantae, Streptophyta, Magnoliopsida, Solanales, Solanaceae. Bases 44 to 511 code for a protein of 155 amino acids. The record is from RefSeq and is a predicted model, not a curated record.
AAAUGCGACCCUUUGCCCUCUAGACAUAUUAGAUUGGAGGUAUAUGGACACAAAAGAUGAUUUAUGGACAUAUACACAGGAAAAAUAUGAUAUCCCUGAAAAUGCGAGAAAAUGGACUUUAGAAGUAAUUGAAUCUGCUUGGAGAAGGCAUAAAUUUGAAUUGAAGAAAUUAUGCUAUAAAUCAUGUGCUAGUGAAGAAACCAAAAUGGCAAAAAGGCCUCCUUAUGUUCCAGAAUGUCAACUUAAGGAACUCAUAAAAUAUUGGGACUGUGAUAAACACAAGAAAAUAGUUGAAACCAAAUGUAGGAAUCGAAAAAAGUUAAUGAAACCACACACUGCUGGCAAAAUAAGUUUUGCUUUAGUCCGCAAUAAUCUGGAGAAAAAAAAGGAAAGUAAUGUAUCACUUAAGGAGUUAUUUUUGGUUACAAGAACAAGACACCCUGAAUGUUCAUACAAAGACUCGAAUGAAGACUCCAUUAGUAAAAUUGCUGAAAUGAAAGAUAUUGAUUAG